Messenger RNA from Saccostrea echinata, 2234 nucleotides. Its product is annotated as glycine cleavage system H protein-like. Gene Ontology annotation, cellular component: glycine cleavage complex; cytoplasm; mitochondrion. The transcript has 5 exons. Bases 3 to 491 code for a protein of 162 amino acids. The record is from RefSeq and is a predicted model, not a curated record. Gene Ontology annotation, biological process: glycine decarboxylation via glycine cleavage system; protein lipoylation. NCBI's taxonomy places the organism in Eukaryota, Metazoa, Mollusca, Bivalvia, Ostreida, Ostreidae.
GAAUGGCCACAGCAGUAGGACGUUGUGUACUAGGGCAGUUGAAUAAACUGCGAACAUACAGAUGUGUUGCAAAUGUAACAAGUGUACAAUGUAGAAAUAUCAGUUUUUCACAACGUCUUUUAGGAGUUAAGUACUUCACAGAAAAACAUGAGUGGGUGGAAGUUGAUGGGGAUAUGGGCACCAUUGGAAUCUCUGAAUUUGCCCAGGAUCAACUGGGUGAGGUUGUAUAUGUACAGCUGCCUGAAAUGGACACAGAAUUAGAACUUGGGCAGGAGGCGGGAGUAUUAGAGAGUGUUAAGGCAGCCAGUGAGGUGUACAGCCCCAUCUCAGGGGUGGUCAAAGAAGCCAACACUGCUUUGGAGGACAACCCUAAACUUGUCAAUGAAUCCUGUUAUGAAAAAGGUUGGCUGUACAAGAUGACUGUUGGGGAACCAUCUGAGCUUGAGCACCUGAUGAAGGAGGAUGACUACCUCAAAUUCAUCAAGGAAUAAAAUUCUUAAUCUAUCCAAAAACAUGUCUUUGCAAAAUAGGACUUUUAUUAAGGAAAUGAGUUGACGUGAUUCUAAAUUUGUAUGUGUGUGUUUAUGUACAUUUCACAGUAUUUUUAAAGGCCUAUCGUUGAAAGUAAGUCCUACACUAGAUACUGAUCUAAUCAUGUAUAAGAGUAUAAGAUUAUUUUCCUUGGAAUUCGGAAUACUUUUUUAAAAACAUUAAGAUAUAUAAAUAAUUUAAUUCUGGUUAUAACGCGGUAUUUGAUUGUAUAAAAAAAUUACUUUAUAUCGUAUAAAUUGGGUUGCCUACGUCACAAUGACUUGCAUCAAAAACGUAUCGAUCCGCCUGACAUUACAUUUAAAUUUUUUACAAUUUGAAGUCAUUUUUUAAGGGCAUUCAUCUUUUUUCUUACACUAAAUGAAUGAAAUUAAAUUAUAAGGAAUGAAAUUAAUAGCUACCAAAUUUAUACGGUAUAAAGUGGGUUUGAACAGUUUACGUUUUUUAAUAAACCGCUUUGCAGUUUAUAAAGCGUAAACUGCCCCAACCUACUUUAUACCGUAUAAAUUGGGUAGCAAUUAAAUUCAUUUCUUAAAUGAAGUUUCUUUUAAUGUAUGCUAUGGAUCUCGGUAUUUUUUCGUAAUUUCAUAUAUAUACAUUAUAUUGAAGAUUAUGUACCGAUAUUCUGCUUGUCACUCCACAUAUGUUAAAAUGUAUUUAAUUAUGAACCUUGGAUUUGAAUCCCAAUUGUUGACAUUCUCUAUGAACUUUGUGAAUCUCAAAUGUACAUGCUGUUUUGGAAUGCUUAUUAUGCAAUUAUUUGUGAAGAAUGAAAGGAAGCAAUUUUUCUUACAAAUUUUAGAAAGCUACAAUAUGAAAACAAUGUGUAUUGAUAACAUGAAUCGUAGAAUGAUCUUGUAGUUUUAAGUUUAACUUAAUUAGAGCAGUUGUUUUUCAAAAUAAAAGCUAAAUGUUUUCUGCACAGCAGAGGUGAUAGGAAAAUAAAAUACAGGAGUAGAUAUGACUUGUAUUGUUAUGCUUCAGGUGUAAUUGCAUGGUACAUUUAUAUACAGAGAAAUUCAAGUCAAACUUGAGACCAAGCAAUUUUUUAAGAUUUUUAUUUAAAAUUCUUUUGAGUACAUGCUGUAUAUGUAUUUGUGACCCAGCUUUCUUUGAAUGAGUAUGUGCUCUCAAGAAGCUGACUCCCUAACAGACAGUUAAUACACCAGGGUUUUAUUUUCCUCCUUGAUUCUGAUUGUUAAGUUAAAUUUAUAGUAGUGCAAUCUUAUUUAAAAAGUAAGAUGAACAGUAUUGAUGAGUUGGCUACCCUAAUUCACAAGUGCAUUCCAUACUACAGCAAAAUACGGUCACAGGCUACACAGACUAUAGAUUUUCCUUGCCUUAUCUGAUAUAAAUGUGUGUAAAAGCAGUUGUAAUGAUAAGACCAACCAUCUAACAAUGACAAUGAUGCCCCUUCCCCUAGUAACUUCAAAUGCUUUUCUGUUACAGAAAACCUUAAUCAUCUCUUAAUGUAUUUAAUGUAAAGAUCAGUAUUAUUUAGAACACCAUCAGACUGACUGUCACAGAUCAGGAGUCAGGGUUCGUAUUUGAAAGUCAAACAACAUCAAACAAGAUUAAUGCUAAAGUAAUAUUCCUUGAAUUUACUGUUUUAAAGUGUCUUGUUUAGGUAUGUGUGCAAUUACUUAUGUUUGUUUAAUAUAAAUGAAAAUAAAGAGAUAAUUCAA